Messenger RNA from Cuscuta epithymum, 556 nucleotides. The record is from the annotation of a GenBank genome assembly. Lineage: Eukaryota; Viridiplantae; Streptophyta; Magnoliopsida; Solanales; Convolvulaceae.
GAAGGAUGCUACAAGAGAAUUUGUACCUCGAAAAAAAGGUUUUGCCAUAGGUCGUCUAACAUAUGUGCCUCCAGGAUCCGGGGAAUCUUAUUAUUUGCGCUGCAUCCUUAAUUUGAAACGUGGGCCUACAAGCUACAAUGAUCUAAGAACUGUAGAUGGCAUUUGUCAUGAUACGUAUCGUGAGGCAUGUUACGCUUUAGGAUUACUGGACGAUGACAAAGAGUAUGUUGAAGGAUUUACUGAAGGUAGCUUUUGGGCUUCUGCAUGGGGUCUUAGGAAGGUAUUUGUCAUUUUAUUGGCAGCAGAUACGAUGAGCAGGCCAGAAUACGUUUGGGACAAAUGUUGGACAUUUAUGUCAGAUGACAUUCUACACAGACAAAGAAGAGUUUUGAUGCAUCCAGAUCUAACGUUGACUGAAGCUGAGAUUAAGAACUAUGCAUUGAGCGAAAUAGAGAUGAUGUUGAGGAGAUUUGGUAGGAGCUUAAAAGACUAUCCAUCAAUGCCAUUCCCUACCAUCAGUGACUUUGCCAUGUAUCAGAACAGGCUUAUAUUUGAC